Saccostrea cuccullata (small rock oyster) is the source of this 1919-nucleotide messenger RNA. RefSeq names its product cubilin-like. The coding region runs from base 1 to 633 and encodes 210 amino acids. The record is from RefSeq and is a predicted model, not a curated record. Lineage: Eukaryota; Metazoa; Mollusca; Bivalvia; Ostreida; Ostreidae. The transcript is spliced from 6 exons.
AUGUUAAAUAUAACAGGUAUCAGGGGAAGUUUGACCUCUCCUGGUUUCCCUGGUAACUAUCCAAACAACGUCAACUACACGUGGAUUCUGAAUACUGGACACGUCAACGCUACCGCUGUAUUUUUAUUUGACUUUAUGAAUAUUUUUCAACAUCGUUUCACCUUCUCCUGCACUGAUGAUUUCGUGAAGGGAACAGAAAUAGAUCCGUGCUGUUUUGACGCGAUGACCAUAUGUGGUGAAUAUGGCCCUUUUUCCUUGACUGUGAGGGGUAGAUUGAUAAGAAUCAAUUUUGUCUCUGAUGAAUGGUACACAGCAAAAGGGUUUAGUCUAGCAUGGAUAGUCAGUCGACCGGAAGUAAUCAAGAUUUCCACACACGCAACAAAAUCCAUCACAAAAACACAAAAGUCUACACCAAGAACAACGAAACUCCCUUAUCGAACAACAUUGACUUCCAGGAAAACAACAAAAGACACCAUAGGAACAACAGAAAGCAUCACACGAACAACAAGAAUGCAAAGAAAAUCAACAAUGAAAAAUACAGCAAAGAAUCCACUUUGUAAUUUAUAUGACACCAAACAAGGUAACCAUAUUCUCAAAAGGAAUCUGGGUUGUUUACAUUUAAUACACCUUUGAUUGACUAUUAAAAAAAUUAUCUGCAUGAUACAGCAACUAAUCUUUGCAUUUAAAACAAUGUAAACGCAAAAUAUUUAUGGAUUGUUUGUUCUGUAAAAAUGAGUUUGAAAUCCUUUUUUCCGAUCGAUUACAACAUCUUAACGUAUCUUUUGCUGAUAAGGAUAAUACGAAUUGUAUUCAAUCUCAAAGAUUUAUUCACAAAAUAAAACCAAGAGCAGAGCAAACCGGACAUCUAAAACAUCAUAGUAGGGAAAGGUCUUAUAUAACUGUUUAAUAUAAUGUAUGCAUGUUGCUUGUUUUACAAGCUGACAAGGUAUUGAAUGAUCACGUAGCACACAUACAUAACUUCUUACCUUAUUAGCGUAAAUUGGAACAAUUCGGAGAUUAACAUAAUAAAAUAUGAAGAAAAUCCGUAAAAGUCCGACCAGCUUUCCUUGCGAGAACUAGAUAUAAGACCAACAUACGAGAAGUGAAAAUCGAGAGAAAUAUUCAACAUGAGAAAAAGGUGAAGCUUUGUGUUUUUUCGAUUUAAAAAGGUUUUAAAUUGCAAAACGUUAAAAAGCAAACGUUUAUGUACUUGAAAAAUGAAAGUAGAUAUGCAAUAUUUCAUUCUGUAAAGUGUUAUUGUACUUAAAAGCAUUAUAACACGCCUCUCGAUUUGGUCAACACAUAUCCACGAAGGAGGGAGUAAUUGUGUCGGUCAAGAUCAACCCACAUACACUGAAUUAGUGAACAAAACACUCGUACCAUGAAUGCAGGUUCUGGAGUCCAUGGGAUUCAAGGACAAGGAUCGCGUAGAUGGCAAAAAAAACAUAACAUUUUCUUAAGGACAUUGGCAACGUUUCUGGCUUUCGUUUUCAAGAGAUAUUCUUAUCAAGAAUAACGCUUGCUUUCAGUUGGGUAUGUAUUCAUUCUUCAAUUGAUAUUGAUUGGAAUGUUCAUAUAUGUACCAUAGCUCUACUUGGAUUGAAAUCAAAGAAAACGACGUGAGUAGUAGAAGAACGUCUGCUGAAAUAUCACCAAGAUUUAUAGCUGAUAUUGCCUGUUUUCAAUGAAAGAAAGAAAAAAAUGUUUUCUUACUUAACAAGGCGCGAUCAACUUGAUCUGCGCAUGCGGUUUCAUGCAGCGCCAUUUCAGGCAUAAUCACAGUACACAGUACACAAUUGAAAUGACGUCAAAUUGCGCUAAAAUGUUUUUGGAAAUCUCGCAUACCUGGUAGCUCUAUAGACUGUGCAUUUUUGAAAAGCUCGCUCAUUCUGGCAUCUUCUGGAACAUAAUUUAUUUUU